Saitoella complicata NRRL Y-17804 is the source of this 5071-nucleotide messenger RNA. RefSeq lists its product as uncharacterized. Bases 32 to 5053 code for a protein of 1673 amino acids. Gene Ontology annotation, biological process: Golgi to endosome transport. The transcript has 3 exons. NCBI's taxonomy places the organism in Eukaryota, Fungi, Ascomycota, Saitoellomycetes, Saitoellales, Saitoellaceae. Gene Ontology annotation, cellular component: endosome; trans-Golgi network. The record is from RefSeq and is a predicted model, not a curated record.
CCCCCGCCUAUGCCACAAGUAGCAACCGGGAAUGGCUACGUUACAAUCGAUCAGGGCGGACUAUACAUCGGACUCUGCGUAUCGGAAAUAUGCGAAGGAGGUUGAUCGCGUUCUUGGGACUUGGGAUACCGAUAUCCAGGAGUGGGCGGAUCAUAUCGCUUUUCUCGGGAGGUUACUGAAGGCACUGCAAUUACAUCCAUCAAUACCCCGUAUACCGUCACCACUUUUGACUUCGAGUCGUCUAGCGCAAUGCCUCUCCCCCCACCUCCCCUCCGGCGUCCACCUCCGCGCCCUCGAAGUCUACUCCUACAUCUUCUCCAAAAUCGGCCGCGACGGCCUCGCUACCUCCUUCACCCUCUACUGGCCAGGCCUCGCCCCAGUCCCCUCCUACGCCUCCUCCGCCGUUAAAGACUCUUUGCUGAGUUUGAUCGCGAUCUUCAUCCCCCCACUCGGGCCAGCGUUGAUGGAUAGUUUGCCGUCGGUGUUGUUGGGGUUGUUUUUGGUUAGCCCGGAUGAUUUGGGUGAUGUGCUGCCGAUUUUGGAGGCGGUUAGAGAGGGAUGUGGGAGCGAGUUGUGUUGGUGGUCUACGAUUUGGUCGCUUGCAAGGGAAGGCCGGUGUGGGCUUAAUCUCGUCACAUACCUCUCCAACAACCUUCCCUCACUCGCCUCCACAGAGUCUCUCCAUUAUGCAAAUAUUUUUGGGCCCGACAAGUCGGUUCCGAUACGCGGGUUGUGUGGUGGGCUCCAGGAUGAAAGCUCCCUUGUGCAGCGCGGGUUUCUGGAUCUGUUGAUCCACAAGGUUCCAUUGAGUUGCGAGCUGUUGCAAGACGACAGACCUGAUCUAGCGUUACUCACGGCUAAAGUCGCGGCCGUUCUGUUACGUCGCGACUCCUCCCUUAACCGGAGAGUAUGGACCUGGUUCAUCGGUCCCCGAACAUCCCACGAUCCCGACACCGAGCCACAAACACCCUCCACCUCAACCGCCGUCGAAGCAGGCGAACUGUACUUCCGAACCUAUGGCCUUGACACCUUCCUCACCGGCUUCCGCUUCGACAUCCUCCCCAGCUCCACCCCCACAACACCCCUAUCCUCUGACACAAUCAUCCGCGCAACCCGAAUCUUGAUCGGAAUGAUGGACCACCCCGAAAUACGCUGCUCCAUCCCACCUCUCUUCACCCAUGUCAUGCGCGCCGUUUACCUGUAUAAGGGUGAGCACGAGAAGGAAGUAUUGGAUACCGCACGGAUGUUCUUUGAUCAAGUUGAGGCUAGGGUUGUGUGGGCGCAACUUUUAGAAUGGUUGGCAUGGAAGGAGGGAGAGGAGCAUCAGGAGCAGGUGGAGUUGGCAAGGUGGGUGUUAGGGUCGUUUGAUGUUACGGGAGAGGAGAUGAGGGACCAUCUUGUAAGAGUGGCAUACAUUAUUCUUCGGUCGCUCGUGUGCAGCCCUGGGGAUGAUGCUGGGAUGUGGGCAGUCGGUGAGGAUUUGGCGAGGUUGUUGCAGGCGGAAGCGUUGGCCACUGGCGAUCCUGAACAGGGAGCAGUUGACUUGAGUACGGAUGAGGUUGUGAAUUGGUAUAUGGAUGCGGAAGACCCGAAUAGCUCGUCACCGCCGUACUCCGGUAGGGCGUUCUCGUUCGGGUUACUGUCGAUAGGUAAGGCAGCGCUGAUGAGAAAGAGUGAUUCGAAUCUGGUGGCAACCCGACGAGCCAUAUUCCUUUCGAUUCUGCAGAACAUACCCAGCGACAUCGCUUCGACCGAGCUGAAGAAAGCUUUCCUCGCCUUACUAUGGCUCGACAAUGAGGGAUCAUUCGAGGUUCUACGAACUCAAGUCGAAUGCGCCUCGGCAAUCUGUGAUAAAGCCCCAUCAGCAAUCUCCAACAUGACGGACUACGACUUCAUCAAACCCAUCAUAUUCAGCAUCUGGCACCACCUCCGUCAUUCCUCCGUCCACAACCACCAAGACGCCGUCGAGCUCCUAUGGCGUGUCCAAGCCGCCGGUUUCAAGGACAUCGAACUCAUCAUUGCUGAGUUCAUCGCCAGCGCAGAUACCUACACCGCGAAAGUUGACGUUUGUGCUCGGCUGAACGUGGUGUGGGUGCAUAGCGCACACCGCACAGACAUUACCCAAGUCUUGCACCGACCUAUCGAGCUCGUGCUUGAUUUCUGCCGGUCGGAGGAGUUGGCUGUGAGGGGUAUAGCGAGAGAUUGGUUAGCAAAGCUCGGGGUGCUGGCACGAGGUAUUCUUGAAUUGCUAAUCGACGAGGUCGCUGCAUCCCCGGUAUUGCGGAAAGCGGUGCCGGAACGGUUUAAGCAGGUCACGAUUGAUGUGUCGAGGUGUAGUGAGGAGGACGAUGUGCCCUUAUUGACCUAUGCGGUCGAGUCGUUGUUACUUGUUUGUCAAGCCAUUGAUCAGGCUGUUCUGGAAAAUACCGUGACCAAGGAGUUCGUGAUCGACGGCGUCGAAACUGGUGCACAGACGUACAUUACGGCACUGCAGAAUGUGUGCAUUCGACUGCUUCGAUUACUUCCUGAAACUGGGGCGGGAGCGAGAUCCUCAGCGGAGGUCGUCCAAGUACAUUGCGCUGCACUAGAACUCGUCGAACAUCUCCUACCACGACAGCAUACCUCACCACUGAUCGAUAUAUUGUCAAAGAUCCUCUAUGUCAACAUCCACUUACAGAAUCUCCCAAUACAGGCAGCACUCAUAAACACCUUGGGGAUCUGUUUGAAAUCAAAUAACCCUUCAGCAUCCCGCAGACGCCUCUCCAGCUCUUCCUUGCGGUCCUUCGAUUUCGCCAGAGCUUCUGUUAUACCGGCACAGUCGGUCUCGGCGUCUUCUCUCGGCGAUGAAUCUCAGGCGAUCCUGAUUCAAUCUCUGGUUGAUGCACUGUCCAUGCCAGCGCUCCGGUCCAGCCUGGAUCAAUGGAUAACUUUCCUGGAAAUCUUUGUAAGCGCGACGGGAAAGAGCUUCAUUCAUGCCAUGUUGCCCUUGGUCGAUCGCAUCUGUCAACAAACCGAAUUAGCCAUGAUUCAGAUGGGAGAUUCCGUAAACAACGGCGCUUCACCUUUCACCUUGGCGGAUAUCAGAGCGUUCCUUCGUGGGCUGAAUCUUCUUAUCUCAGAGGGAUAUCGUUUCCUUCAAUCUGAGUUGGCAACAAAGAAUGUCGGAUCGAAGCUUGCCACGGAUGGAGGCUUCUUGAGUAACGUAGUGUCUGGUGUGUUCUCAGUUGAAGCACCGGUUCAGAUCAAUGAGUCGACCGUUGAGCCUUUGACGUCUAUGUGUUUGCAGCACACUGUACGUACGGCUGCGAGUAUGUGGAAGUGGGCAAUCCAAUCCAACACCCCGCUCGUAGCACAGAACCUGACUGCCGAUUCUGAGAAUCUUCUGCUAAACUGCUACAGCAUGAAUGCGAACGAGACUAUGGAAGCUCUGUUUAAUAUAUGGGCUGGGAAGCCGACGCCUGAAUUUUUGCGUUUAACUCAGCUGCUGGAGGCACCACGUCCGAAGGUGUUGUUGAACAUCUUGAUUGAGACUAUACAUCUUCAAGCUAGUUCGGGGACAACAGGUUCGGCCUCAAAGUCUCCUAUGACUGCAUCGACAUUCAUCAAUUUUCUCAUAACUUUCAUCAAAGCAGAACAUGCCAAUAAAACCGCAGCCACCUGGCCUGAGCUGGCAAAGUUCUUGCGGGAUAUCUUGACUCACACUUCGAGCUACCGCACUUGCAGCCCAGACCUGCUUCGUCUGGGACUUGCGAUCAAUGAUAAUCUCAUGCGUACCUCUCUAUACGAACAGAAAAAAUACCGCAAAGAAAUGCAGGAGUUUGUACAAAAGCAGAUCAGCGCUGCAUUGUCGAUAACCGUCCGUGUCGAGCACCACGCCAUUGCAGAGAGACCUUCAACGCCAAUGUCUACAGAUCGAGAUAGUACUAAGGCACGAGCGAAUGGAACGAGUGUUUCAAUGGCGCCGAAUGUCAUGCACCUCUUUGUUAAUGAGGUCAUUCCAAAGCUGCCACUUGUCUUCGUGGAAGCGGACAAGAUCCUGGCGGUAAGCAACGGUAUUAUGUCACAAGCGAUCACCUAUGGGCUUCACUCUCGCACUGGCGGCAACGAGGUGUUAGAGUUGCUUGUUGCUCUUACCAAGAUUCCUGCCACACAAAAGUCCUGGAAGAAGGAGGUCUUCGACGUUUUUACCGAAAACAGCUUCUUCCGAACUCGGAUAGGACUUGUCAAGAACUGGAAACUCAUCAUGCAAGCUGUCAUCGAAAAUGAUAAAGUUCGUACAGAAGAAAUCAUUGGAAGGAUUACAGCAGCGUCUGCACCAACGGCUCUCUUUGUAUCACGUGAACAGGAGAACAUCAACAAGCAGAUGAAUCUCCGCCGUGCCGCGUUCAUGCUUUUGUGCAGCAGCAACGAUGCGUACCUAACGUCCUUGCCAUCACUUGAAAACAAGGUAAAGGAGGUUGCGAGAGUAACGAGGACGGAGUAUGUUUUGCGAGGAGAACUCUAUAUGUUCUUUCGAGCAAUGCUUCUUCGUUUCUCUUCCGUGCACCUUGGACGACUCCUCCAGCACUUCUUGUUUGACAUGCAAUUUCUAUUCAACUCUUUCCUAGAAGAGGCUUCAGCCACAGCUACCAAGGAACAAACACGGGCUUUUGCUGAGGCGUGUAAGCUCCUUGAUACCUUGAUUGUUGUAUCGCCAACGGGUUUCCAACUGCACGAAUGGGUAUUCCUUAGGGAUACAAUCGAGGCGGUUUUUCCACCUAUUGAUCGUCAAUCGAUUGCGUUGACCGACAUGCUGGCCAGAACAUCAAUUACCUCAUCACCUCCUUCCUCAUCCUGCGGCCCUCCCAGCUUGUCAGACAACGUACUGGCAGACCUUUCAAGACGGCAAGCGAAAAGAGCACCAUUAAUCGCUGCAAAAACCAUCAACGACAUUGGUGACCUGCGACCGUUCUUGAGCUAUGUUAGUCUGCAUGCUUACGAAAGCAGUCUGGCGAUGGAGAAGCCUGACCUGGAGACGUGCGAGAUGUAUCUACUACGGGACAUGUUUGAAUAGAGGCUUAUUUGAGUGAAC